AUGCCCAAGCUCGAAGAAAUUGACGACUAUGAUGAUAUCGAUAAUCUCGACAUGGAUCUUGCUGAGAUAGAUCAUAAUAUGAAAUCUCCAGUGGCUCCAAGAAUAGUGCCAGAAGUAAAACGAAGCCAAGAUGAUGAGCCUUCUCUUUUCCCAGUAAAUCAGACGUCCGUACGUGGCCCUCAAAAUGCGCCUUCAGGGCCUUCAAGAGUUGUGGAGUUCACCGAGGAACAGAAACAACAAAUUAAGAAAUUCCAGAUACUAUAUCCAUGUUACUUCGACAAAAACAGAUCACACAAACAAGGGAGACGAGUUUCUGCGGAACUUGCCGUGGAAAAUCCUUUAGCACAAACCAUAGCGGAUGCAUUGACCCAACUGCGUGUACCUUGCGUGAUUGAAGCUCAGAAAUGCCAUCCGCAGGAUUUCGGAAACCCAGGAAGGAUACGUUUCUACAUGAAAGACGAAGGUGAAUCCACGAAUCCAUCCCUUUACAAAAACAGACGGAUGUUAAUGAAGCUUAUCGCUUCAUAUCUCAAGAAGCAUCCUACUACGUUAGAAAGUUUGAAAGACGCCGUCGCAAUGGAGGCAGGUGCCGAAGAUUACGAGCCAAGGAAAGUUCCAAAGGUCAAAGGAUUUACCAUGAACGAAAUAGUUCCUAUUCACAGUCCAUUGAGUAUGGGUCAUCCGAUGGUAAAAUCGAUUUAUGAGGCUCCCGCCCCGGUUGUAGCCGAGAAGACUCCAAAGGCACCCAAAAAUAAAUACAAGAUGGUUCGCAGGUAG
Messenger RNA from Lachancea lanzarotensis, 777 nucleotides. It is a transcript of the gene SEC65, whose product is annotated as LALA0S06e05446g1_1. Gene Ontology annotation, molecular function: 7S RNA binding. The record is from RefSeq and is a predicted model, not a curated record. NCBI's taxonomy places the organism in Eukaryota, Fungi, Ascomycota, Saccharomycetes, Saccharomycetales, Saccharomycetaceae. Gene Ontology annotation, cellular component: signal recognition particle, endoplasmic reticulum targeting. The coding region runs from base 1 to 777 and encodes 258 amino acids. Gene Ontology annotation, biological process: SRP-dependent cotranslational protein targeting to membrane, signal sequence recognition; SRP-dependent cotranslational protein targeting to membrane. The transcript has a single exon.